CCGGACUCAUCCGGUACUAUAAAGGUGGCCACGAGUUAGUACUGUAAGCGAGAGUCCAUCUUGGAAAGCGGCAUUUUCAGCGCCAAUAUUUUACAGUAAUCUAAAGCUACCAAAAUGGCCGACGCAGAGCAUCAGUUCAUGGAAACCUCCGAGAACGGGAAUGAGGAGAGUCUGAACGGAGCAGAGCUCGCGGAGGAGGCCGCGGAUGAGGAGAGCGGAGCCGGCGAGGGAGGACAGAUCAACGCCAGCAGAGGCGAGGAAGAUGCCGGUAAAAUGUUUGUUGGAGGACUCAGCUGGGACACCAGUAAGAAAGACCUAAAGGACUACUUCUCAAAGUUCGGCGAGGUGAUGGACUGCACCAUAAAGAUGGAUUCAAACACCGGCCGGUCACGAGGGUUUGGGUUCAUCUUGUUCAAAGAAGCAGAAAGUGUGGACAGGGUGCUGGAGCAAAAGGAACACAGGCUAGACGGCCGACAGAUCGAUCCCAAGAGAGCCAUGGCUAUAAAGAAAGAGCCCGCCAAGAAGAUCUUCGUCGGUGGCCUUAACCCUGAAACCACAGAAGAGAAGAUCCGUGAAUACUUCGGGGCCUUCGGAGAGAUUGAAACGAUUGAACUUCCAAUGGAUCCAAAGACAAACAAAAGGCGGGGCUUCGUCUUCAUCACUUUCAAGGACGAAUCUGCUGUCAAAAAGAUCCUGGAGAAGAAAUACCAUAAUGUCUGUGGAAGCAAGGUAAUGAACGGAAAGGAAGACCUGUGCGAGAUCAAAAUCGCCCAGCCCAAGGAAAUCUACCAGCAGCAGCAGUACGGCGCCCGCGGAGGCUUCGGGGGUCGUGGCAGGGGUCGCGGGGGCCCAGGCCAGAACUGGAACCAGGGCUAUAACAGCUACUGGAACCAGGGCUACGGGAACCAAGGCUAUGGCUACGGUGGCCAGCAGGGCUAUGGUGGUUACGGAGGCUAUGGCAACUAUGACUAUUCUUCUGGCUACUAUGGAUAUGGUGGUGGUGGUUAUGAUUACGACCAGGGCAAUACAAGCUAUGGGAAAACACCAAGACGUGGAGGCCACCAGGGUGGCUACAAGCCAUACUGAUCAUGCAGAACAGGACUAAAGUAUUCCCAAAAACCAGGAGUCUGACCGUGACGACAACAGCAGUUCACACACCUGCGGGCUCUUUCCUUUUACCGGAUGAGAUCAUGACCCAUUUGUACAGAACAGAUGAAUAGGGGAAGCAAUGUCACACUUCCACAUUUUUAUUUUUAUUUUAUUUUCCUUUUGUCCACAUUUCCAGAGAUGGAAGUGUUAUUUUUACUGUACUUUUUGGUACCUUUUUUGAAUAAUGUAUUGUAUGGUUGUAUUUUACAUGUCUACUGGAUUUGCCACAUGAGGUUCGGGAGCUGCCAGAGCUUUUGAAAUAAAACAAUUUUGAGUAAAUUUUUCUCAAUGUUUCCAGA
This is a messenger RNA of Sinocyclocheilus rhinocerous, 1448 nucleotides long. RefSeq names its product heterogeneous nuclear ribonucleoprotein A/Bb (gene hnrnpabb). Gene Ontology annotation, molecular function: RNA binding. The transcript has 9 exons. Gene Ontology annotation, cellular component: nucleoplasm; chromatin. Bases 115 to 1086 code for a protein of 323 amino acids. Gene Ontology annotation, biological process: regulation of gene expression. The record is from RefSeq and is a predicted model, not a curated record. Lineage: Eukaryota; Metazoa; Chordata; Actinopteri; Cypriniformes; Cyprinidae.